AUGGCAGCCACACACCACCCUCCCAGUUCGCCCGCAGAUCUCCAGACGCCAAACACACCCGCGCCCGCCAACGCAGCCGCGCAGCGAAAACCCACCAUCCUCCACCUCGGCGAUGACAUCCGCUGGAACCAUGACCUGUACGCCCGCCUCAGCCAGAAGUUCACCAUAGUACGGACCCACUCCCUGCCGCGCGCGGCCUUCAAGCGCGGCCUGCAGGACAGAACGUGGGGCGACUUCGUGGCAAUGUACCGCCCCUUCUGGAACACGGGCGGCGAAAUGGGGAACUGGGACGAUGAACUAAUCGCCCUGCUGCCCGCGAGCUGCAAACUCUUCGCCUCAGCCGGCGCGGGCUACGACUGGGUCGACACGCGCCUGCUCGGCACGCGGGGGAUAACAUACUGCAACGCGGCCUCGGCGUGCAGCGAGUCGGUCGCCGACGCAGCGCUGUUCUUGAUCCUCGCGACCUAUCGGCUGUUCGGAUGGAGCGCGCGGGCCGCACACUCGUGCUCGCCGGAGCAGUUCAGCGACGCCAUGCGCAACAUCGGCGCGCAGACGCAUAACCCCAACGGCACCGUGCUGGGCAUCGUGGGGCUGGGCCGCAUCGGGGCGCGGAUCGCGACCAAGGCGCGCGCACUGGAGAUGGACGUGUGGUACCACGACGUGGAGCGGUGGGACGAGCGCGCGGCCGGGGUUGGGGCGCGUUGGUGCGCGAGUCUGGAGGAGUUGCUGUGCGGGAGCGAUUGCGUGGUGCUCGCUGCGCCGUUCAGCGGGCGCGUGCUGCUGGGCGCUGCAGAGUUUGCGUGGUUCAAGCGCGGCGCGCGCCUGGUUAAUGUCGCGCGCGGCGCGCUGGUGGAUGAGGAUGCACUGUUGUGCGCGCUGGACGAGGGCCGGCUGGCUGCCGUCGGGAUGGAUGUGCAUGCGACGGAGCCUGUUGUGAAUCGCGAGCUGGCCGGGCGCAGGAAUGUUAUGAUGCUGAGUCAUACGGCGGGGGCGAGUGUGGAGAGCCAUGUUGGGUUUGAGCGGAUGGGGAUGGAGAACUUGCUGGGGUGGUUGGAGAGGGGGGAGGAGGGGCUGCUGAGUCCUGUGAAUCUGCAGUGGUUGAAUAGAGAUGGAAAGUGA
Messenger RNA from Didymella exigua CBS 183.55, 1119 nucleotides. RefSeq lists its product as uncharacterized. The coding region runs from base 1 to 1119 and encodes 372 amino acids. NCBI's taxonomy places the organism in Eukaryota, Fungi, Ascomycota, Dothideomycetes, Pleosporales, Didymellaceae. Gene Ontology annotation, cellular component: cytosol. The record is from RefSeq and is a predicted model, not a curated record. Gene Ontology annotation, molecular function: glyoxylate reductase (NADPH) activity; NAD binding; hydroxypyruvate reductase [NAD(P)H] activity. The transcript has 2 exons.